This is a messenger RNA of Stylophora pistillata, 1551 nucleotides long. Its product is annotated as neuropeptide FF receptor 1-like. Gene Ontology annotation, molecular function: G protein-coupled receptor activity. Gene Ontology annotation, biological process: G protein-coupled receptor signaling pathway. NCBI's taxonomy places the organism in Eukaryota, Metazoa, Cnidaria, Anthozoa, Scleractinia, Pocilloporidae. The record is from RefSeq and is a predicted model, not a curated record. Gene Ontology annotation, cellular component: membrane.
AAGAAUUACUAAGCCGAGUGCCUUUAUAGCAUGAGUAUAGACAUAGAAAUCAGGACUCAGAAUGGGACCAAUACCUCUUUCCCUUGCAACCUCAUGGAUCAAACAACUGCAGACAUUUGUAGGACCAUCGUCUGCGCACUCAUCCUGACAACAUCAAUUAUAGGUAACUCUAUGGUGGCCAUUGUCGUUUACAAAGACCGAAAAAUGAGAACAACAGUAAAUUUUCUGAUGGUUAAUAUGGCUGUUUCUGAUUUCCUGUGCUCAGUUGUCUUUAUUCCAAGGGUCUUGACCGAGAUUCACACCUACGACAACUCUUGGUUGGUCGGGGGAACUACAGGUCUGGUGUUGUGCAAGGUGGUGUACUUUGUAGAGGAUGUCACCGUGGUUGUGUCAUUGUUGACGCUGCUUAUGAUUGCUAUCGAGCGUUACAACGCCAUCUCUUGUCAAUUCCUUCCAGAUACGAUUCCAAGGAAACGAUGUGCAGUAACGAUACUGUCUACUUGGACGCUGGCUUUUUUCAUGAAUACGACGAGUUUUUUCACAUUUCAAAUUUCCAUCGAGGAAGAAGGUCCAUCGUGUCAACAUAGCUGGGACCGGUUGGUAUCAAAUCCAAACAAGGCGAGAGAAAUAGAAUUCCUUGUCCACACAAUUAUAGCUCUAAUGAUUCCUUUCGUCAUUGUAAUCGCCUUUUACGCCGUAAUCCUUAUCAGAAUCAAGCGAACGCCAGUUCCUGGCGAACACACUUCGAUUGGACAGAGGCGAAAACGAAAGCGUGAUAGAAACGUGCUUUACAUAUUGCUUGCAGUCGUCCUUGCAUUCGGCUUAUGCUGGUUUCCAUUUAUAGUCUACUCGUAUUUGGCAACCUACAUUUGGAUGAAAGUGGACUCAGACAUGGAAAUUCCCUGUCACAUGGAAACCUUCGGAGAAUGGGCACUGUAUUUGGCAUAUCUAAAUUCGUCGGUAAAUCCUGUCAUUUACUUUACCUUCUGUGAAAACUAUCGAAAUGGAUUCUACAAACUUAUUUGGCCAUGUUUGUCAACUUGUAAUGUCAAACAACCCCAUGAAAAAGGAACUCACACAUAUGCUCGAUCACGGGUUCAAGUUUCUUGGUACCGGAGCGGUAGAGGUGUGCCUCAGAAUGAGGGAGAUAACAUUCAUUUACAGGUCCAAAAUCAAGAUUGAUAUCUCAAAAACUGGCCAAUAUAACAUAAUCUCGAGACUUUUGACACUCUGAAGAUGAGUGCCAGAUAACAGAGACGUUUUCUUGCUAUUUGAUUGUUUUUAUUUUCUACUCUUCUGGAGAGAGCUUUUAUAGCAGAAUGCGAAAACAAAAUCCUACAUUUUGCAUUAAUAUCUCUUUACGAAUUUGAACUUAAGAAAAAAUUCUAUUAGAACAAAUAUUGAUUCACAGGUAACAUGAAGCUGCGAAAUUAUGAAACAUCAUAAGACAAACACGUUACUGGCAGUACUGUCUGAUUCGUCAGCUCCUUGUUUUUCGUCCUACAAAUUUUGGCUUUGAAAUAUAGCACCUGAAACUCAUUUAUCUUGGGU